UGCCCAUCUCCAAUUCUCGUGGAGCCUCGCUUGUCGAAAUGGGAAUCAUCAAUCUGGCACAUGAGGCCACUCUCACCAACUCAAAAUGUCUGUGUUCCGGCAACUCCGUCAGCGAGGGGUGUCCCUUGGGCACCUGCGUCGGGCUGUUCAACCUGAUUUUGCUCGUUGUUGUUUCUGCGCAGGUCUUGGUCUUGUCCUUGCUGCGUAUGCCCUGCGUGUCUCUUGCACCACUGUUUCCCUUUGCGAUCCUUUGGCUGUGUGACGGACGGUAUCUGGCUGAGCGAGAGGCUCGUGUAGCCCCUCCAAUCAGGUUAAGAGCUGGAGCCCUAAAGAUACACUUGGAGGUGGUCAUUGCGUGGACUCAGCUGUGGACGACUGCCAAAGACCACGUUGAGGGCUGUCACUGGAAUAGAUCUGGGGGUGACAGACGCGACGGUUGAGAGGCCAGAUUCAUCCCUUCUCGACUCUUUGACGAGUCAGUUGAUGUGCGCAACUCUAUCUGGCAGCUCGCCGCUACGGAGGAUACAUAAUGGGGUUUCUGGGUUUGGGCGAGCCAUCCUGGGGAACCCUCAUCAUCUUCCUGGGAGCAUGGAUCAACCGAGAUUUUACUACCCCGAUAAUACGACCGAUUCAGCAGCCUUACGUCGCUCUCGUGGAAGAUGUCGGUCAUGAGAUGGGACUUGAGGCCCAGGGCCCGAUGGGCUCAGGAGACAUAUCCAUUGCAUCUUUCCCUAACGUCGAUCGACAGAGACAUUGGCGUGAAAGAGAGCUGUCUCUCUUCGGGCUGAAAACGACAAUCCAGACACCGAAUACUGCCGUCUUUCGAGACAGGAUGUUCAGCAAGGUGCUUUUGCGCUUCCCCUUUUUGGUAGAGAUCGUUUACUGGGCUCUCAUAUACGGCGUCUAUCAGUUUGCUCGAGGCCAGUUGGCUAUUAGACUGGUCGACCAGACUGUCAACACAGCUUGCCAUCAUGCCCUGGCUGUUAUCAAACUAGAGAAGCGGCUGCAUAUCUUCUGGGAGCUGACCAUCCAGCAAUUUUUCCUCCAGUUCCCCAGGUUGAUGUGGUGGAUCAACCGAAUCUACAGCUUUGUCCACCUCCCCGCAACGAUAACCUUCUUGGUCGGCUUGUACUAUUUCGCCAUCACGCGCAACCGGUCCAACGUCAGUGGGCACUCGGCUGAUCAGGCACGAAGCUCGAUCGACACUGAACUCUACGAAUCCAGGCGUCGGGCGCUGGCACUUUGCAACCUCUUUGCAUUUUGCGUCUUCAGCAGUUGGCCAUGCAUGCCUCCUCGUCUGUUGGGGGACUCGAAAUUGCCAGGCGAGCCGGGUGAGCUCGCGCGAAGCUUUGGCUUCAUCGACACGAUCCACUCGCGCGACGGAGCUGCCAGCGUUUUCAACACCAGGAAAUGGACCAACCAGCUAGCUGCGAUGCCCUCACUGCAUUUCGGAUAUUCGCUGCUCAUCGGAGUUUCCAUUAUGCGACUUCCUCUCGCCCCGCCGACGAGACGUUACAGGAUGUCCAUCCCGGCCGUUCCAUUCCUCAAAUCCAACCACACUGGUCUCGUCGUCCGGAUCCCCUCGCUUCCCAAAUUGCUCUGCGAGUUCGUCGGCUUCUUGUACCCGUUCUCGAUCUUGAUCGCGAUCAUCGCGACGGCGAAUCACUUCAUCUUGGACGCCGUGGCGGGAGGCAUGAUCUGCUUCUUUGCGCUGCGAUGCAACCAUUUCAUGAAGAACUUCCUGCCCCUCGAGGACUACGUCUUCUGGUGCCUUCGAACGCACAAGCCGGUUCAAGAGCCGGCGGAGCAAAGCGCGCGUCCGGAUGACAAGUCAUAGUUAUUGGGGACAGCGAGCUUGGGCAUCGAUCUUACCGGUCUCACGGAUCAAAAACGCUUGGUAAAGCCUUCUGCAAAGGUAUGAUUGGUAUGUAGCAGCACCGGACACCCAGCCUCGAGCGAAGAUAAUGACCCUGCAGAGACACAGGGACGACGAGCAACAGAGCGGUGCAAGCGAAUCAAACGUAUGGGAGAUACAAGACGGUGAGUGUUCCAGCUAGGCCAGUGAGGCAUCGAACUUCGUCCGCAGCAACAAACGAAGCCUCACGUGGUCAGCUGGCUUUAAUAAUGUAUGGGAACUGGAAUUGGGAAACAAACGAGGUGGACAAUGGAGCCACAGCUGAGUCUGUCGGGGUCAAUUGUAGAUUGAGCGUGAAGAGUAAAUACUAUAUAGUGCGUAUAGCAAGCAGGGAGUCAUAGUUCUAUUUCUAGAGACGCAUCUCCAAUCUGAAGAAACGGGCAACAGAAUCCGAGAGCUCG
Cladophialophora immunda is the source of this 2316-nucleotide messenger RNA. RefSeq lists its product as uncharacterized. Gene Ontology annotation, biological process: inositol phosphoceramide metabolic process; sphingolipid biosynthetic process. The transcript has 3 exons. Gene Ontology annotation, cellular component: inositol phosphoceramide synthase complex. The coding region runs from base 530 to 1837 and encodes 435 amino acids. Gene Ontology annotation, molecular function: inositol phosphoceramide synthase activity. Lineage: Eukaryota; Fungi; Ascomycota; Eurotiomycetes; Chaetothyriales; Herpotrichiellaceae. The record is from RefSeq and is a predicted model, not a curated record.